AUGACUGCCAUCCUUUAUUUGCUUAGCUGCCGUCGAUUUAUUGUAUUUUAUAAAAGGAAUCGUGAUAAAGAUAUCAAUUUGUUUGAUGUUUUAAAUGAUCGUGAAAUUUCCAAAGUUUAUUUUGAAGGUUUAUCAAAGUUAGAAAAUAUUCUAAAGGAUAUUGAUAUUAACGAAAAUACACCAAUUCUAAAUGACAUUAAGAAGAUUAUAAUCCCUUGGGAGAAACAAUUUAUUGACAACUUCAAACAAAUACUUAUAUUCAUUUACAAAGCUUGCAACCUGCAUUUUGUUUACCAAGAUCUUAAUAAGGAGGAUGUUAUGGUUAUGAAACUCGGUGAAGACUUUUAUAACAGUAUUAUGGAGAAAGAUUUGAGGUAUGAAUUUAGGGAUGAUAUUCUUAGGCAAAAAGCACUUAACUUUAAACGUUACACUUUACACAUGAAAACUCUUACUAUUCCAUGGGGAAUCAUUAUUCGAGUUAGAAAAAGCAAAUCAAGCCAUAUGUCUACGAACUCUUCCAUUGAAUCUGAUCCUCGAUCCAGUAGAAGAAUAGACUUUAAUGACACUUUUCAAAGAUAUUCAGGAAAUAACUCAUUCUUCAGAACAUACGGAUUCUUUUAUCCUCAAUCCGAUUCAGAAAUUUCCAGCUUUAUAGAAGCUAACUUGGAUCUUUUAAAUAUUACACCUGGCUCGGCUCCUUAUAUAUUUACUUCAGGUAUACCAAAAAUAUAUAUUAAAAAGACAAAGGAGGUACAUAUCGAAAUGGAAUUAAUGUCGUUGUUAGACUUGGCUGGGACAUUGUUUGCUAGCCACAAUCUCAAAUUUGAUCAUCAAGAAACUAAGAAAUUUACUUCAGAAGAGCUAGGAAUUGUUGACAGAGCAGUACCAGAUAUUAUAAUUUCCAUAAAUAAUGAAGUUGAAAUUCCGUUAGAAGUUAAAAAAGAAAAGGUUAAGCAAAUGUAUGAUUCUUUUGACUUUUCUAGAAGGAAAAACAAUAAAGGAAGCAGUCAAUUUGUAGAAUUGUUUCUGCAAGCGUUUAACCAAUCACUCCUUUGUUAUACGAAUACAUUUUUCAUAUCAGACGGCGAGUUUUGUCUCGGAUUUAUUGUUGAUGAUUACCCAUUACCCUCCUAUGAUAUUUCCAACCUUCAUGGUAUACCAUGUAAAAUAAUACCAUUUGAUUCCAAGCUGGAGAAGAUUUCAAUGCCCAUUUUCAUUGCUAUGGUUGUUUUGAAAUAUUCAAAAAAAGUCGAAAAACAAAUGAUAGACAAUUAUUUUAAGUCGUUGAAGAUAGCAGAUACUCAAAAAUUACAAAUGUGGAUAGAUAGAUAUAAAAUCUUAAAUCUGUUCCGUGAAUUGCUUUCAAAUGUACCACAAGGUGUUGAUAUAAUAAUCAGUAGACGGGAUUUGUUGACUCUGCCAAGAAGUAUACAAUCUGAUAACACUCUGGACAAUGAUUCGAACAUUGAUAGUGACGAUGAUACUGAUGAUGAUGUUGUGAGUUACAGUGAUACAGAAAUGGUAACUAUAAGUGAUUUAAUUCAAGAUUAUAGCGUUGAAAGCCCCAGGGAUGAAAUUAGUAAUGAACACGAAGAUAUGCAAGUGGAUACUAAGUUUGACAGUUCUUCAGUUGAUAAUUUGAAAGCUAUUCAUGAUGCAGAGGAGAGAAUUCUUUCAGAAUUAGGUAUUCGAAUUUCACUUAAGAAUUUCUAUAUCAUUAUUAACACAAUGCAGUAUGAGUCAAUCGAUAUUACAUCAAUUCAAGAUUAUACCAUAAUCAGUGGUGGGUCACCGCAAAAGAACUUUUCGAUUGUUAUUAAGGAUGGAGAUGAUAAAAUAUACAAGAUUUUUGAUCCAAUCCUUUGUCAGGUGGAUGCAACCAGUAACAUAGUUUCAUUUGAAGAUCGGUUAAAGUAUUGUUUUAAAUGCUUUAUCCGGGAAAGUCUUAUGCAUCUAUAUUUGAACGAAGAUUUUGAAUAUAAACCAAGAUGUUACUCAAUUGGGUUCAUGACAAACAAAAAUCUGGUGACCCAUUUGGAUAUUAAGACUAUAAAUUCAAUGUCUGGAUUUUUCAUAAAAAUGGAAUACUGUAAAGGUUUGGUACUAGAAAAGUUAACCUGGAGUUCGGAAAUUGAACUGCAAUUGAAAACUGUUAUUGAUUGUCUUCAUUUACUCGGUGUGAGUCAUGGAGACAUUCAUUCUUCAAACUUUCUUUAUGAUACAGACACCAAAUCAAUGAGGAUAUUGGAUUUUGGUCGUCUGUAUCAAGCCUACCUACGAGGUAAUGCCGGUAAUCGUAAGAAAGGAAGACACAUUAGUAGACUCAAGAAAAGAAUUCAAUUUGAUAAUGAAAACAUCGAUACAAUGGUUUAUAAGUUGACUCAUACUUCUCUAUCACAUUUCCCUUCUGUAAAUAGAUAA
Molecule: messenger RNA, 2421 nt
Organism: Scheffersomyces coipomensis
Lineage: Eukaryota; Fungi; Ascomycota; Pichiomycetes; Serinales; Debaryomycetaceae
Exons: 1
Coding region: 1-2421 (806 amino acids)
Source: RefSeq, a predicted model, not a curated record